CUGAUCUGCGCGACAAUAGCAGAAUCCUCAGUCCAGUGUCCCGCCUCUGACUUCCUAUCUCCGGGUCCCACCUGGUCUCUGCUGUUCAGUGAGACAAGAUGAAGUGUCCACCGUGGCCCGAAGGACAGAAACUGGUUCACCUGGAUCUGAAAGGUGCCCCCCCGAGAGUAGACUACCUCCACAAGCUGAUCGAGCUGUUCUCUGAGCUGGGGGCGGAGGGUCUGCUGGUGGAGUAUGAGGACAUGUUUCCUUAUGAGGGGGAGCUGCAGCUGCUGCAGGGCACAGCUCCGCCCACCUACAGCCGACAGGAAAUAUUAUCUCUGCAGGAGUUUGCCAGGUCUAAGUCCAUGGAGGUGGUCCCCCUGGUGCAGACGUUUGGCCACAUGGAGUUUGUGCUGAAGCAUCGUCCCCUGUGGGGCCUCAGGGAGCUGCCUCACUGUGUGGGCACCCUGAACCCUCACAGAGAGGAGGGGCUGAAGCUGGUGAUGGAGAUGCUGAGGCAGGUGGUGGAGCUGCAUCCAGGUGUGAACACUCUGCACAUUGGAGCCGAUGAGGUGUACAUGCUCGGUGAGGGGGAGGAGUCAAAGCUGUGGUUGGCUUCACCUGGACGCACAGUGGAGCAGCUGUUCCUGAGUCAUGUGACCAAGGUCGCCAAGGCCAUCAAGGAGGCGUGGCCUCACUUGAAUAUCAUCAUGUGGGAUGAUAUGAUGAGAGGCAUGAACCAGGACACUCUGAAAGAGAGUGGUCUGGUGGGACUCGUCCAGCCCAUGUUGUGGGACUACACCCCUGAUCUGGAUGUGGACAGCACUGUGUCUCUGCUGGAGAAGUACCACACAGCCGGACUGUCACAGCUGUGGGCCGCCAGCUCCUUUAAAGGCUCCACCUGUGUUCACACCUGUGUGCCCGGCACUAUGAGACACGUGGAGAACCAUGAGCAGUGGCUGAAGGUGGCAGCUGCUUUACCUGCAGGUGUACACCUGAGGGGCAUAGCCCUCACAGGCUGGCAGAGGUAUGACCACCUGUCUGUGCUGUGUGAGCUGAUGCCUUUGGCUCUGCCUUCACUGGGAGCCUGUCUGCAGACGCUGGUCCAGGGUCAGCUCAGUGCUGAGGCUCAGAUCAGAGUGUGUGAGCGGCUGGGUGUGUCUUCAGUGGAGGUGACGGACCUGGACAGGACACCUGAGGAGGACUCGCUGUUCCCAGGGAGGAGACUGGCUGAGCUCAUCAUAGACCUGAACCAGCUGCUGAACUCAGACGACAUCCGCUUCUUUGAAAACAGCAUGGCUGUGAGAGGAUGGUUCAGCCCCUACCAACGACAGAGGAGGGCGGUGACCCCGCUCAUCACCAUGACGAUUCACAGCCAAGCAUCGGCGUAUCUGACCACGCUGCAGCAGAAGGUGGAGGCGGUGAAAGAGGAGAUGGUGCGUCUUUACCCAGAAUGCACUGCUCAGGAGUGGAUAGAGGAGCACGUCAGCCCAGUGAUGGCUCCUCUACAGAGGAUCACAGAGGACGUCCUGGCCUGUGUGAAGGAGAUGGUCCCGUAGAAUAACAGUAAUAAUUAUUAUUAUUAGUAGCAUUAUUAUAAUUCUGCAGCUCAGUCAGACGUUGUGUCUUUAAUUUGAUUUCAUCCUGAUUUAGUGCAAAGAACAAA
Molecule: messenger RNA, 1648 nt
Organism: Seriola dumerili (greater amberjack)
Lineage: Eukaryota; Metazoa; Chordata; Actinopteri; Carangiformes; Carangidae
Gene: hexd
Product: hexosaminidase D
Exons: 12
Coding region: 99-1541 (480 amino acids)
Biological process (GO): carbohydrate metabolic process
Molecular function (GO): hexosaminidase activity
Source: RefSeq, a predicted model, not a curated record